Anopheles coustani is the source of this 882-nucleotide messenger RNA. Its product is annotated as prostasin-like. Bases 1 to 882 code for a protein of 293 amino acids. Lineage: Eukaryota; Metazoa; Arthropoda; Insecta; Diptera; Culicidae. Gene Ontology annotation, biological process: proteolysis. Gene Ontology annotation, molecular function: serine-type endopeptidase activity. The transcript has 2 exons. The record is from RefSeq and is a predicted model, not a curated record.
AUGCUGAGACUGAGGUUCCUGGCUAUCAUUACCGCCGUGCAGAGUGCGCUAGCAGUGACCGAGCUGCUGGAACGUGCCGUGGAGUGUGGAAAGCGCAAUCAAACGACGAUGUGGCCGUUUCAUGUCGGUUUGUACCGGGCCGUCGGCGAGGAAUCACUCUACUUCUGCGGCGGUACCAUCGUCAGCAGAUGGCAUGUGGUCGGGUCGGCCCAUUGCGUUCAGCCGCACACACCGGAGGUGCUAUCCGUGCGCUACGGGACCUACGACUUGGCACAGCCGGAGGAAGUGGCUCGGUGCCGAGUGGCGAAGAUAAUUGUCCAUCCGGGUUACUCUGGACCGGACUUCCAGAACGAUCUGGCCUUACUGGAGCUGCGGGAUCCGCUUCCACUCGGACCGCUGGCCCAACCGGUGUGCCUGCUACCGGCCGGCGUUGAUCCGGUCCUGCAGGAUCCGGAGGGUACGCGCGGUAUCAGCGUCGGCUGGGGUGUCGGUCCACAGAACAUUUACACGCGCGUCCUGCUCGUCUCCGACCUGGAGGUUUACCCGCAGAGCAAAUGCAAGGAGCUGUUUGCAGCGAAAUUCUUCGACGGUAAUGAGUUCUUUUGUGCCGUGUCUCCCGUGUGCAGCGGAAGCGGCGGCAGUGGCUUCUAUGUGCAGGUGGACGGCCGGUACUACUUGCGGGGAAUGACAACGUUCGGCGUUGCACCAAAAGGAAAGUACGUUUGCGGGAUGAACACUCUUACCGGCCUUAUUAACAUGGAACAGUACACGGAUUGGCUGCAACAACGUAUCGCCGAGCAUCGACCGACGCCUGUUUCACCUCUAACCACAGCCCCGAAUCGUACAAUAGUAGAAUCUGUCAAAAAUGUGAAUAGCAAAUAG